UGCUACGUUGCGUAAGGGCUUGUACUGAACGGCACGUUUCCCCAAACCGCAACCAAACCCCUCCCCGUUUUUAACCUAAUCGCUUAGAAACGAGCCGUAAUUGAACGUUGCAUUACGUUUUUUCAGCCCAGUUAAGUCUGAGUUGUAUGCAUUGCGUCUUGCAACAGGUCGUUUAUCGUUUAAGAAGCAAACGAAACGGUGAGCGACCUACCUACCUAAAAAGUCCAAUAGAAACUCGUUUUCGUUGCAAAAUGUUUUCCGUUUGGAGUUGGCCUUGAACAGUUUCGCAACAGACGAACGUUUUGCUAAAUAAUUGGCGUAAUGAAUACACCCCUGGUUCGACCGGACAGCCCAGGUGUUGUUCUUGUCAGACGGCUAUGUCACGCACAGGGACUGGUUGGUCACAUGGUCCAGCUCCUACGUUCUGCGGAAAUUAAUUAGCGGAAGAAACAGGUGAAUGUAUCAUCCGCAGGUGACACAGCCAGAGAGGAAAUCAGAGCCAUAUAAACAUAUUCAUACUGAACAGCAAGGCCAUGUGAGUCUGGCCCGGUGACUGUGUAAAAGAGAGACCAGUGCGUCCCCAUGUCUGCUAGAGGAGGUUCCUCUGGCCGUUUCAACAUUGUCCGGGAUGCAGAACCUCACUACGACCAGGUCCCAGUGGGCUCCUUAUGGAGGGACCAGGACCUCCCUCCUCCUCCCCGCUCCCUUGGGGGUUUCAGGGGGGCAGACUUGGCUGUGAGCUCUGACCCCCUCCCCCCCCCUCCCCUCCCAGACCAGCCCCCCGUGGGCCCUGACUUCUAUCCCCCUAGUGACGGUGCCUCGGAGCGCCUUGACAACGACAGUGCGGCCAUGGACAUCAAACCCGUCCGCCGCUUCAUUCCUGACUCCUUCAAGAACUUCUUCCGCGGCAACAGUGUCCGUGGUAGCAGCAACAAGCCCUUCUCCUUACCCCCCUCCCCACCGCUGACGGAAAAAGACGACCUCAAACCAGGAACCACUAGAGGUGUCCCCUGCUCCCCUCCCCCCUCUCCCUCCCUCCCUGGCUCCUACCUGGAUCCGUACGGCGGCUCUGGCGGCAGCUACAACUCCAGAAAAGAACGUGACGCCAUGUUGCUAGGAACCGAUGCAUUCGAGUCUGUCUCAGGCGUCACAUUCCGCUCAGCCAAGACCUACAGCGAGCGGGUGGAGGAUUACCACCAGCGCUACGCCUAUAUGAAGUCCUGGGCGGGGUUACUGCGCAUCCUGGGCUGCGUCGAGCUCCUUUUGGGCGCUGUCGUCUUCGCCUGCGCGUGUGCUUAUGUGCACAAGGACAACGAGUGGUUCAAUAUGUUCGGCUACUCCCAGCCACAGUUGUUUGGGGGGUUAGGGGGCGGCGCAGCAGCGUACGGAGGCAGCGGAUCGUUCAGCUACGACGGACCCAAAACCCCCUUCAUCUUGGUAGUGGCUGGCCUGGCCUGGAUAGUAACAGUCAUUAUGCUAGUCCUGGGGAUGACCAUGUACUACCGUACCAUCCUCCUAGACUCGUCUUGGUGGCCAUUGACUGAGUGUGUAAUUAACCUGGCCCUUGGGUUUCUCUACAUGGUAGCAGCGGUCAUGUACGUCAGGGACACAACCAGAGGAGGCCUCUGUUACAUCCCUGUCUUCAACAACGGAGUCAAUGGAGCCUUCUGUCGCACAGAGGCCGGCCAGACCGCCGCCAUUAUUUUUCUGUUCGUCAACAUGAUGAUAUAUUUUGUGGGCGCCGGUGUGUGUCUGAAGCUGUGGCGGCACGAGGCGGCGAGGCUGAGGAGGGAGGGGUUAGCGCAGGAGAUGAAAACCAUUGGAUCUUCCCUGCCAAUAUCUGCUCUGGGCGGUUCCAGGACCUCAGCGCAGACCCCUCUCCCCACCCUCCAGACUAUCCCGGAGGUGUUGGACGGCCAUGUUACCUCUCCAGCCGCCCCUCUGAUGAUGGAGCCAGAGAUCCUCCGAGGACACAUCCCCGCAGGACACAUCCCCAAACCUGUAAUCAUCGCAGACUACGUGGCGAAGUACCCGACAAUCCGUACGGAGGAGGAGAGGGACCAGUACAAGGCUGUGUUUAAGGACCAGUAUGCUGAGUACAAAGAGCUGCAUGCUGAGGUCCAGGUCAUGGCCAAGAAGUUUGACGAGAUGGACGAACUGAUGAGGAACCUGCCUCCACGGCCCUCCAGUCAACUGGAGAAGGAACGCAUCAAUACCAUAGUAUCGGAGUACCAGAGAAAGAAAGCGGAUCCUACGUUCCUUGAGAAGAGGGAGAGGUGUGAGUACCUGAAGAACAAACUGUCCCACAUCAAACAGAAGAUCAACGAAUACAACAAGGUCAUGGACUGGAAUGACGGAUUCAACUAGACGAACACACACUCUGAACUGUGCAGCUUAACUGAGCCAGGUCAAGCCCGAAUGCUGAAGUUUACCCUCCACUACAUUAUGUUGGAUGCCAUUCCUUGCCAGUUAUAUGCAUUAUGUGGAUAUGCCAUGGGUCAAAUCAUAUAAAGAUUUUAGUGCCACAAAAAUUGAUAUUGAGGCUGGUUUUAUAAUCUACACGUUUUCUUAUCUGAUCCAUUUUGUUUUUAUUGAUGUCGGUGAUAUUUUUGUUCACUGCCAUAAUUGUAAGUUGGUUGCCACUGCCACUGCGGCAGCGUAGCCUAGUGGUUAGAGCGUUGGACUAGUAACCGGAAGGUUGCGAGUUCAAACCCCCGAGCUGACAAGGUACAAAUCUGUCGUUCUGCCCCUGAACAGGCAGUUAACCCACUGUUCCCAGGCCGUCAUUGAAAAAAAGAAUAUGUUCUUAACUGACUUGCCUAGUUAAAUAAAGGUAAAAAAAAAAUAUAUAUAUAUAGAAAAUUAAAAACCUGAAGGACAGAUCAGUCUCUACACAGUACCCCAACAUCAAUUUGAUCAUGUGGGCAGAUGUCAUUCUUUGUUGUGUUUAAUUAUUUAUCUCUAUUGUACCAUUUUGUAAACUCUAGAUACUGUAACAGUAUGAAUCUUAACAAAUCUGUUAUGUUUUCCUCAACAGACUUUUCUGCAAUAAUUGUUUAAAUUAAGUGACAAAGCAUCUCCUAUGUCGUUGUUGACUUGUGUUUUUCAAAAAUUAUUUUUGCAGCUUCUGGGUGUACAUGAACACAGUCCAAUGUUGUACACUGAUGUCAAUCGAGGUGGUUUAUUUGGAACACGUGGCCUCUCUGGUAUAGUUUGUACAUUUAUGUGUAGAAACAUUAUACAGUAUCAUAUAUUUCUGUUUUGACUUGCUUACCGAUGUACUUGUAAUUUCUUGAUAAUUGAAGGAAAGUCUGUAAAGUUUGAUUUCAGCACAGUUUGAUAAAGAUCCUAAAAACUAUGAUGCCUUCCCCCCCCCCCCCCCCCCCAGUAGUAAUGACCGUUAUAUUAAUCACAGAAGAGUGUGUGGGUGACUGACUAUGUCAAUGGUUGAUGAAUGUCAGAGAAUAAUGGAAAUUGGAUCCGUUUUCUGUCAGUCAGUGUCUGUUACAAAAGGGCAUCUUGCCUAAACAAUGUCUCUCUCACACACUCACACACACACACACACA
Molecule: messenger RNA, 3566 nt
Organism: Oncorhynchus kisutch (coho salmon)
Lineage: Eukaryota; Metazoa; Chordata; Actinopteri; Salmoniformes; Salmonidae
Gene: marveld2b
Product: MARVEL domain containing 2b
Exons: 8
Coding region: 583-2367 (594 amino acids)
Biological process (GO): bicellular tight junction assembly
Cellular component (GO): bicellular tight junction; apical plasma membrane; cytoplasmic vesicle
Source: RefSeq, a predicted model, not a curated record